AUGGAAAAGAUCCACAAAACCAAAACCGGGAACAUGCUGAUUACGCUCUCAAAGAAGAGUAUUGACAAAUGUCAAGCCUUGCAAAAGGCCAUCACAGACGUUCUUCAAAAAGAAGCUGAAGUAAUUUGCAAAGGACCGCAGGAGAUGAUCGAAAUUCGAGACCCACCAGAAGGAAGAGCGGCAACUAAUCCCUCCCCCCGCGAAGAAAUGCUUUACGGCGAUACCAUGGGGGAUCAGAGGAUAAAAGAGAAAGGGGUUUAG
Molecule: messenger RNA, 261 nt
Organism: Cotesia congregata
Lineage: Eukaryota; Metazoa; Arthropoda; Insecta; Hymenoptera; Braconidae
Source: the annotation of a GenBank genome assembly